Molecule: messenger RNA, 2229 nt
Organism: Oryza sativa Japonica Group (Japanese rice)
Lineage: Eukaryota; Viridiplantae; Streptophyta; Magnoliopsida; Poales; Poaceae
Product: cytochrome P450 CYP94D108
Molecular function (GO): iron ion binding; monooxygenase activity; oxidoreductase activity, acting on paired donors, with incorporation or reduction of molecular oxygen
Source: RefSeq, a predicted model, not a curated record
CUUCUAGUUCUUCCGGCGAGGUGAAUGGAUUAACUCUUUUUUUUAAAAAAAAUCCAGAAACAUGAAUACCAAGUUCGUAAAACACGAGAGAAUCGAUCCACCAGCCGAACGACUGCCAUCUUCAUCAGCUAUAAAAGAGCCGACAAAUCUAGGUGCUCCGCACAGUGAUACAGAUCACUUGCGCCAUCACAAGUCGCAAGCCAAAACCAUCUCACUGACUAGCUCGAGCUCACCAUGGAAUUCUCCUCGAGUUCAACGUCUCUCUUCCUCCUCCUCUCUAUCCUGCCUCUCCUCUACUUUCUUUGCCAGCGCCACGACCCCAAGAAGCAGCCUCACGCCCAUGGGCUCAAGUCCUACCCCGUCGUCGGCACACUGCCGCACUUCGCCAAGAACAAGGAUCGCUUCCUUGAGUUUAUAACCGAAAUCAUGAAGCGGAGCCCCACGCACACCUUGUCGUUCAAGGCGCUCGGCCUCACCGGCGGCGUCAUCACCGCCAACCCGGCCAAUGUCGAGUAUACGCUGAAGACUAACUUUGGUAACUACCCCAAGGGCGAGCUCGCCGUGUCCAUGCUCGUCGACUUCCUCGGCCAUGGCAUCUUCAACUCCGACGGCGAGCAGUGGCAGUGGCAGCGGAAGGCCGCCAGCUACGAGUUCAACAAGCGCUCGCUGAGGAACUUCGUGGUGGACACCGUCAGGUCCGAGGUCGUCGAGAGGCUGCUGCCGCUGCUGGAGCGGGCGGAGCGCGACGGCCGGACGCUGGACGUGCAGGACGUGCUGGAGCGCUUCGCGUUCGACAACAUCUGCCAUGUCGCCUUCGACGAGGACCCGGCGUGCCUCGCCGAGGACAGCAUGGCCUCGCCCCAGAGCGCGAAGUUCAUGCGCGCGUUCAGUGACGCGCAGAAUGCCGUGAUGGACCGGUUCAUGUCGCCGGUCAAGUCGCGGUGGCGCUUCAAGAGGCUGUUCAACAUGGAGCCCGAGAGGCAGAUGCGGGAGGCGCUCGCCACGAUCCACGGCUUCGCCGAGCGGAUCGUCCGGGAGCGCAGGGAGAGAGGGGAGGCCGGGCUGGCGCGCAGUGACGACUUCCUGUCGCGCUUCGCCGCGAGCGGCGAUCACAGCGACGAGAGCCUCCGUGACGUGGUGACCAACUUCCUCAUCGCCGGGCGCGACACGACGUCGACGGCGUUGACCUGGUUCUUCUGGCUACUGUCCGGCCGGCCCGACGUGGAGGACAAGAUCGUACGCGAGAUCCACGCAGUGCGGCGCGCUUCCGGUGGCACAGGCGACCCGACGUUCAACUUGGACGAGCUGCGUGACAUGCAAUACCUCCAUGCCGCCAUCACCGAGUCCAUGCGGCUGUACCCACCCGUGGCCAUGGACUCGCACAGCUGCAAGGAGGACGACUUCCUGCCGGACGGCACGUUCGUGGGGAAAGGGUGGUUUGUGUCCUACAGCGCGUACGCGAUGGCACGGGUGGAGGACAUCUGGGGCGCGGACUGUGAGGAGUUCAGGCCAGAGCGGUGGCUAGACGAGGCCGGCGCGUUCCGGCCGGAGAGCCCGUUCAAGUACCCGGUUUUCCACGCGGGGCCGAGGAUGUGCCUCGGCAAGGAGAUGGCCUACAUACAGAUGAAGUCCAUUGUAGCAUCUGUGCUUGAGAGGUUCAGUCUCCGGUAUGCCGGUGGCGAGGGACACCCGGGGUUCGUGCUCUGGUUGACGUUGCGCAUGAAGGGCGGUUUACCGAUGCAAGUGACCACUAGAGGUUGAUGGCCGUAGCAACUUGUGGACUACGCUGUUAGAGAGUUGCUCCCGCUUAACCCGAGAAAUAAAAGAAAUUGGUGUGCUUGUUUUCUCCGAGUGGCGAAUGGUCGGCCGGCACCUUUCGAGCUUACGUUAGUUGCGUGCUUGUGUUUGGCACGCAGUGGAGCUUUUGAAAAUAAUCGAGAUCCUCUGUGCAGUAAUGCACAUGAUCUGCAUCAUAUCCAGAUAUCCUCGAGAAAGGUGGUGUGCUACAGUACAAAUAGUACUACUAUUGGUGUGUGGACAGGAUUGAUAUCCUCUCGCCGGUCGACUACAUCGUUCACGGACAUAUGGGCCCGAUGAUCUUUAGGCCCGCAUGUCUGUGACAAAGACGCACCAAGACGCGGUGCAGUCGACUGCGAAGAAUCUUUAUCUAUGUGGAUGAUGUAGAUGGAUGCCAACUCAAAAAAAAUUGGUUAUUGCGUUCGUUUGCAA